Messenger RNA from Chlamydomonas reinhardtii, 2081 nucleotides. RefSeq lists its product as uncharacterized. Lineage: Eukaryota; Viridiplantae; Chlorophyta; Chlorophyceae; Chlamydomonadales; Chlamydomonadaceae. The record is from RefSeq and is a predicted model, not a curated record. The transcript has 6 exons. The coding region runs from base 115 to 1491 and encodes 458 amino acids.
CGACCCGGGUCGCAACUAGGUCCAAUUUGCAGCUGAACAACUAGCCCCGUCCUCAGUUUGAAGCAGUUACUGUGAUUCAGAAGCUAACAAAUGGGCAGCGGGGAGAAGGGUGUGAUGCUCUGUGAGCGACCAAAGCCCUCCGCGGUCGACUCGUCGCCUGGGCUGAAGCCGUUUCUCCCAUCGUCGGUGCCCUCUAAUAUUGAGCCGCUGGGGCUGGUACCAACCCAAAAGGUGUUCCCUCCCAGCCUGGCGCCCAAGCAGGUUAGCGCCACCAGCAAGCAUGUGAAGUACGUGCGGAACCUGGAGCAGGAGAACCGUGAGGCGGCGCUGCGGGAAGAGGAGCGGCGGAUGGCUGAGGCGGCCAAGGCGGAGAGCGUGACUUCGUUCAACGCGCAACUGCGAGCCGCAAUCCUGACCGGAGAAGAUGUCAGCUUCUGGCGGCCAGCUAAAGGCGCGGAGGCGGUCCGGCAGUCCCUAGCGGAGUCCGUCGCACGGACCGCCGCCCUGGGCAGCGGCAGCCCGCAAUCAACAGCCGCCGCAGCGGCUGCAGCGGAGGCGGCGCGCAAGCGUCUGGAGCUCACGGCGAAUGUUAGCGGGUUCGUGGAGGAGGUGGUUGGCGAAGCCAACCAGAAGCUGACGGCAACGAGCAAGGUCGCCAUGGCCUCGUUCGUAGAUGACCUUUUCUCAGAAGCCGCGGGCGCACUAGCACUAGGCGGCGAGGACGAGGAGGCUGCAGGGCGGGCAGACGGCACAGCGGAGGCCAGCACCAGUGCCGCCGCCGCCGCAGGCGGUGCCAAGCCCGGGGCGGCCAAGGCCGCGGCCGCGGGCGGGCGCAAGGUGCGGGUGGCGUCGGCUGCGGGCAAGCCGGCGUGGGCUCUGAGCUCGGAGCAGGUGGAGAAGCUGGAGGAAGCUGAGGAGGAGGAGCUGCUAAAAUUCGCGGAUGACCUGGACUUUGACAACUUCAUGUCCUCUCUCGACGACCCCGAGCUGCAGGAGAGCGUGCAGGCGCUGCGUGGCGCGGACGGCAAGGGACCAGCGCCGGGCGAGGAGAAGGCCUGGCGCCAGAACCUGGUCAAGGCCAUGAACCAUGUGGCCAUGCGGCAGGUGGCGGCGCGGCGGGCGGCGGCGGCGGCGGCGGGCGGCGCCGACAGGGAUGACGCGUGCAGCAUUGCGGGCAUGUCGGAGGGCGGGGCUAGCAUGGUGUCACGCGCCACGGCUGCGAGCCGGAUGAAGUCAGAGGCGGCGGCGGCGAAACGGGCGGCGCUGGCGGAGGGUGGCGAGGGCGGCGGCAAUUGGGAGUCGUCGACGCGCGCGGGCGAGGACGUGGCGCGGAUGGAGCGGUCAAAGGCGGCGGCGGCGGAGGCGGCGGACUUCCUGCGGGAAAAUCCCGAGCUGCGGGCGGUGCACUCACCGGCGAGUGUGCGCGCGAUGAUCACCAAGACUGAGGCGGCGGGCGCGUCCGGGGGCAGCCCGCUUGCGAAGGCAUCGUGAGGGUCACAGUGAGGUUUUUUGGACUGUGUGGCAUGUGCGGCUUGUGAUUCGGUGUGUCCAGCCUGGCCGGAGGGCGCAGCGGGUAGAGCUUGAAGGCGGGGGCGUAAUGUGGCCACGGCAGUGCGUAAGCAUGGGAUUGGAGCGGCAGACAGGCGCAUGGCACGUAGUUUGGAGGACAAGUGGUCGGCCUGGGUCGGCACCUCGGCGGUGGUCUGGAGAGAUUGUUCUGGACAGUGUGGUUGAAUAUCUGGACUGGUCAUGUAGGCUGCAUGCGUGAACCAAAUGACAUGUUGGAGCUGGUGGAAACUGGGAAUGCGAUGCCCCAUGUACUAAAGGUGCCGUCUGACUGCUGAAACACGCAGCGGGACAGUUGCUUCACCUAUACGGGGAAGACCGUGUAGAUCAGCAGGUGUAAGUGUGUAGCAUCAGGUUCAUUUGGGCUGCCCUGAUUCUCGACGCAAGGUCAUAGAGGGUAGGCGGUGCCCAAGGGGACCCAGGGAUUGCGCCCUGGACUCGACGCGCCAAAGUGCGAGCUGCCAGCAUGGCUGCAUCCAAUCGCCGAGUAUGCUGCGGUAACAAUGCACGGAGGG